AUGUGCUUGGUGUUUUUCUUUCAAUAUCUCGACAAGCAGAGCCUUAGCUACGCAUCGGUAUUCGGGCUUAUUGAUGAUCUUUCGCUAGAGGGGUCCGAGUAUUCUUGGUGCUCAUCAUUGUUUUAUCUCGGUCAACUAGUUGCAGAGUAUCCCUUCAUAUACUUAAUGAGCCGGCUUCCUCUUACCAAGUUUGUCGGUGCAACGAUCGUUUUCUGGGGUGCCGUGUGCAUGUGCCUUGCGGCGCCGACAAACUUUGCAGGGUUCGGGGCCGUAAGAUUUCUUCUUGGGGUUACGGAAGGGGCUGUCUCUCCAGCAUUUGUGACUCUCACCAGUAUGUGGUACAGGAAAAAGGAACAUGCUUCAAGAGUAGGCAUCUGGGUCACAAUGAACGGCCUGGCCCAAGUCCUUGGAAGCCUGCUUAUGUACGGAAUCGGCAAACAGCACUACCCGCGAUUGGAACCGUGGAGGGUUCUCUUCCUCGUCUGCGGUGCGCUUACAGCUGCCUUCGGAGUUGUUUUCUAUUUUCUAGUACCUACUGGUCCUCAAAAAGCAUGGUUCCUAUCGGAGAGGGAGCGAGAGGUUCUACUGGCAAGAAUGGCAGAAGACAGAGAAGGAGGUGAUAGGACCAAUUUCUCCAAAGCACAGGUGAUAGAGACUUUAUUGGAUGUCCGGGCGUGGUUUAUCUUCGCUUUUGGUAUUCUCGUCACCAUGCAGUCGCCCGUCCUAGCGUUUGCUUCCUUGAUUAUCAAAAACCUCAAUUACGAUAGAUAUCAAACGAUGUUGUAUACAUCACCAUCAGGAGCCGUCCAGAUAGUCGCGAUCUGGAUUGGUGUACUUGGCUGCCAGCUUCUUCCGAACAACCGAAGCUUAGUGGUCAUUCUACUUUCAAUUCCUCCCCUGAUUGGCAACGUCCUUCUCCUGAAGCUUCCGCUUACUACAGGUUGGGGAUUGAUAGUGUCCUCUUGGCUAGCGUCCUGUAUUUCAGAUGUGAUGGUUAUUCUUCUUAGUCUGAGCGCGUCAAACGUGAAAGGAAACACGAAGCGGGCGAUGGCAAACACAAUGUAUUUCAUUGGCUAUUGUGUUGGUUGUAUCGCAGGCCCGCAGCUUUGGCAGACAAAAUCCGCGCCCAGGUUCUUCGAAGGAGUCGUAACUGCAAUUGUGACGUGGUGUGUGCUAGUCUUAGCUAUGGCCCUUUAUUGGUAUUUGUGCCGGGCCGAAAACAUCAAGCGGGACCAGGACACCCGCACUUCUGCCGAGAUCGUCUUGCAUACCGAGGAUAUCACGGACAUCGAGGACCAUUUCUUCCGUUACAGUUAUUGA
Messenger RNA from Aspergillus welwitschiae, 1320 nucleotides. RefSeq names its product major facilitator superfamily domain-containing protein. The transcript has 7 exons. Gene Ontology annotation, cellular component: plasma membrane. The record is from RefSeq and is a predicted model, not a curated record. Gene Ontology annotation, molecular function: allantoate transmembrane transporter activity; dipeptide transmembrane transporter activity. Gene Ontology annotation, biological process: transmembrane transport; dipeptide transport; tripeptide transport. Bases 1 to 1320 code for a protein of 439 amino acids. Lineage: Eukaryota; Fungi; Ascomycota; Eurotiomycetes; Eurotiales; Aspergillaceae.